AGCAGCAGCCGGGCCCGCGAGGACAAGGCGCGGGCGCCACCAUCCCCGCGGCCGGGGGAUAAAUGAGUGAGCGACGCGGUAGGAAGGGCAGGAUCCCGCGGCUGCGACCCCAGCGCCCAGGAGCGGCGGCUGCAUCCCCCUCCCGGAGCCGCGGGCGAGGGCGGCGGUGAGGCGGCAGCGGACACGUUUCCCCGCCUAUGGUCCCGGCGGCACUGAGGACUGGCAGCGAGGAGGAGCGGAGCUGAGGCCGGGCUGGUGCCUGGGGGACUUGGGGGCCCCGCUCUGCGCUCCGCUGCCUCUUGCUCCGGCUCGGGGCGCUGGGGACGGACAUUGCAGGGCGCUGGAUGGCAACUCCGCCUGGCUGGCGGCUCCCACAGUGGGGCUAGGAGAGGAGAAAGCUGUGGGGAAGACCCGGUGCUGCCGAAACCCUGGGCCCGUGGUGAGGCCGCUUUGUUUCAUCGACCAAGAUGAUGUGUGAGGUGAUGCCAACCAUCAGUGAGGCAGAGAUUCCCUCUGGGGGAAAUGGAGGCCAUGGUUCAGGCUCCCCGUUACAGUCAGAUGCUGAUUCCCAUUUUGAGCAGUUAAUGGUGUCUAUGCUGGAAGAGAGGGAUCGUCUCCUGGAAACACUAAGAGAAACUCAAGAGACACUAGCUUUGACACAGGGCAAGCUACAUGAAGUUGGUCAUGAAAGAGAUUCCUUGCAGAGGCAGCUAAAUACUGCACUUCCACAGGAAUUUGCAGCACUUACUAAAGAGCUUAAUGUGUGCAGGGAACAACUCCUCGAAAGGGAAGAAGAAAUAGCUGAACUGAAAGCUGAAAGAAAUAAUACAAGGCUAUUACUAGAACAUUUAGAAUGCCUAGUAUCCAGGCAUGAAAGAUCUCUUAGAAUGACUGUUGUAAAGAGACAAGCUCAAUCUCCAGCAGGAGUUUCUAGUGAAGUUGAAGUUCUCAAAGCACUAAAAUCACUAUUUGAACAUCACAAAGCCCUUGAUGAAAAGGUAAGGGAAAGGUUACGAGUAGCACUUGAAAGAUGUAGUUUAUUGGAGGAAGAACUAGGUACUACACACAAAGAGUUAAUGAUUCUAAAAGAGCAGAACAGUCAAAAAAGAACACUAGCUGAUGGGGCAUUGGAUAUAAAUCACGAUCAAGAAAAUACACCAAGCACAAAUGGGAAGAGAUCUUCCGAUGGUUCGUUAAGUCAUGAUGAAAACCUUGCUAAAGUUAUAGAACUCCAAGAUAUCAUAGAUAAGCAGAACAAGGAGCAGACCCAAAUGAAAGAACGUCUCACUGCUCUUUCUAGCAGAGUAGCAGAGCUGGAAGAAGAUCUUGACACAGCUAGAAAAGAUUUAAUAAAAUCUGAAGAAAUGAACACAAAGUUGCAAAGAGAUGUACGAGAGGCUAUGGCUCAAAAGGAAGAUAUGGAAGAGAGAAUUACAACUCUUGAAAAACGCUACCUCGCCGCACAGCGUGAAGCUACAUCUGUGCACGACCUCAAUGAUAAACUUGAAAACGAAAUUGCUACUAAAGACUCUAUGCACCGACAGAGUGAAGAUAAAAACAGGCAGUUACAAGAACGGCUAGAACUGGCUGAGCAGAAGUUGCAGCAGACUUUGAGAAAAGCUGAAACUUUGCCUGAGGUGGAAGCUGAACUGGCACAGAGAGUUGCAGCACUUUCAAAGGCAGAGGAAAGGCAUGGCAACAUUGAAGAACGGUUAAGGCAGAUGGAAGCACAACUGGAGGAAAAGAAUCAGGAAUUGCAGAGGGCUAGACAAAGAGAGAAGAUGAAUGAAGAACAUAAUAAACGCUUAUCAGAUACUGUUGACAAGCUUUUAUCUGAAUCCAAUGAGAGACUUCAGCUUCAUCUGAAGGAAAGGAUGGCUGCCUUGGAAGAUAAGAACUCUCUUCUUCGAGAUAUUGAAAAUGCAAAGAAACAAAUAGAUGAACUUCAACAUGAAAAGGAUCAGUUGGUACUAAAUAUAGAAACAAUGAGGACAGAAAAUGACCAAAUGAGAAUCAGAGCCACUUCCCUUCAUCAUAGCCGGCAACAUUUGGGUAGUGUACCAGAUUUCAGAUAUCCAAUGCCACCUUCAUCUGUGACCGACAGUCAUACAGAUCCCUAUAACACCUCAUCAGUGUUGAGACGUCCCCAGAAAGGGCGUUUGGCUGCUCUCAGAGAUGAACCUUCAAAGGUUCAGACCCUUAAUGAACAGGACUGGGAACGAGCACAGCAAGCAAGUGUGUUGGCAAAUGUAGCACAAGCAUUUGAGAGUGAAGUUGAUGUGUCGGAUGGUGAGGAUGACAGGGAAACUAUAUUCAGUUCAGUCGAUCUUUUGUCACCUAGUGGUCAGGCUGAUGCUCAGACUUUAGCCAUGAUGCUUCAAGAGCAAUUGGAUGCAAUCAACAAAGAGAUUAGAUUGAUACAAGAAGAAAAGGAAAAUACAGAGCAGCGGGCCGAGGAAAUUGAAAGCCGAGUUGGUAGUGGGAGUCUGGACAACCUUGGUCGAUUUCGUUCAAUGAGUUCCAUUCCUGCUCCUUUUCCUGGCGGUUCCCUUGCUGGUUCCUCUCCUCCUGGCAGUGGUCGCUCCACACCAAGACGGAUUCCACACAGUCCAGCACGGGAAGUAGACAGACUAGGUAUCAUGACACUGCCUAGUGAUUUAAGGAAACACCGUAGAAAGUCUCCGGUUUCUAGAGAAGAAAUACGAGAUGACAAGACCACGAUAAAGUGCGAGACAUCACCACCAUCUUCACCUCGAUCUCUGCAUUUGGACCGAGUCCAUAAAGGAGCUUUGCAUACAGUGAGCCAUGAAGACAUCAGGGACAUAAGAAAUUCAACAGGCUCUCAAGAUGGGCAAGUAAGCAACCCCAGCAGCAGUAAUAGUAGCCAGGAUUCUCUUCACAAAGCUCCUAAAAAGAAGGGGAUCAAAUCCUCUAUUGGUCGCUUGUUCGGUAAGAAAGAAAAGGGUCGGCCCGGACAAACCAGCAAAGAAUCAUUGGGACAAGUUGGCAUGGCAGAAGCAGAUAAUUCAUCUCAGGAUGCCUUAGGACUCAACAAACUUGGGGGACAGGCAGAAAAAAACAGGAAACUACAGAAAAAGCAUGAAUUGCUUGAAGAAGCUAGAAGGCAAGGUCUACCUUUUGCACAAUGGGACGGACCUACUGUAGUUGUGUGGUUAGAGUUAUGGGUGGGAAUGCCAGCGUGGUAUGUGGCUGCUUGUCGAGCAAAUGUGAAAAGUGGUGCUAUCAUGUCAGCCUUGUCUGAUACAGAAAUACAGCGUGAAAUUGGAAUCAGUAAUCCUCUACACAGAUUGAAACUGAGGCUUGCCAUUCAAGAGAUCAUGUCCCUAACAAGUCCAUCUGCCCCUCCUACAUCACGAACGACCACGGGAAAUGUCUGGGUAACACAUGAAGAAAUGGAAAAUCUUACAGCCACACCACAAACGGAAGAUGAGGAGGGAAGCUGGGCUCAGACUUUAGCAUAUGGUGAUAUGAACCACGAGUGGAUUGGUAAUGAAUGGCUCCCUAGCUUGGGGCUCCCUCAGUAUCGCAGCUACUUCAUGGAAUGUCUCGUUGAUGCUAGAAUGCUUGAUCACUUGACUAAGAAAGAUCUCCGUGGACAGCUUAAAAUGGUUGACAGUUUUCACAGGAAUAGUUUCCAGUGUGGUAUUAUGUGUCUGCGAAGAUUAAAUUAUGACCGAAAAGAACUUGAAAGAAAAAGAGAAGAAAGCCAGAAUGAAAUAAAAGAUGUACUUGUCUGGAGCAAUGACAGAAUGAUCCACUGGGUACUGUCAAUUGGUCUUAAAGAAUAUGCAAAUAACCUUAUAGAAAGUGGAGUUCAUGGUGCACUUGUGGCCUUAGAUGAAACUUUUGAUUAUAAUGCAUUAGCUCUAUUGUUACAAAUACCCACUCAGAACACGCAGGCUCGUGCUGUUUUGGAGAAAGAAUUCAAUAACCUUCUUGUUAUGGGCACUGACAGAAGACUUGAUGAAGAUGAUGAUAAAAGCUUUAGACGAGCACCUUCAUGGAGAAAGAAGUUUAGACCAAAGGACAUAAGAGGUUUAGCUGCUGGAUCAGCAGAGACUCUCCCUGCAAAUUUCAGAGUUACCACCUCAAUGUCUUCACCCUCUAUGCAGCCAAAGAAGAUGCAAAUUGAUGGCAAUGUAUCAGGAACACAAAGAUUGGAUUCUGCUACAGUAAGGACUUAUUCCUGUUAAAGCCUUCUGUUGUUUACCCACACUAUUUCUACCGGUGAUAUGCAGCAUUUUGAACUCAGACCAUAUUUUAGAAAUCAUUGGAAUCUUUAAUCUGUUAAUAAUUGUUAAAUGGACACUUUGAAAUAUUUUAUUACAGAGUUUUUAAUUAGCAAAUGAAUUCAUGAGUACCAUAGAGAAAAUAUUUUAGAAUUAAAUGUUUCUUAUAUUUAUGUGACUUCUCAUUUAUAUAAUUACUUACCUUUCUGUUUGUAUUCAGUCUAUAAAAAGAAAUCAUUGCUGAUUUUUUUUUUAUCCUUA
Molecule: messenger RNA, 4511 nt
Organism: Gavialis gangeticus (Gharial)
Lineage: Eukaryota; Metazoa; Chordata; Crocodylia; Gavialidae
Gene: PPFIA1
Product: PTPRF interacting protein alpha 1
Exons: 31
Coding region: 468-4214 (1248 amino acids)
Biological process (GO): synapse organization
Cellular component (GO): presynaptic active zone
Molecular function (GO): protein binding
Source: RefSeq, a predicted model, not a curated record